AUGGAGGAGAUCAGAGAAGGUGAGAAGAAAGACAAAAUGGAUAGUAGCAGUUUUGGAGACCUCCGAAAGAAGCCGCUAGAAACAAGAGAUAAAGCGCCAUCACAGAGGCAUCACAGCGAGGAAUCCAAAGGAGGCUGCGAGCUGAAAGGUGCCACUGAAGCUGGAGCCGCUAGUGAUUUGCUCUCUGACUUUCACUCCAUGACGCUCAUGUUGAGAUGUGAGGAGUCCGCUCUGCGACAUGGCAGCACGGCCUUGAUGAAAGGCCGCUUUAAUGAGGCUAAAAAGAGAGCGGCCCCAGACAUCUUCUCAUCCUUCUACCAGCCCGUUGCUGUCAACAUGCGCCACCACUACGAGCCCCACGUGCUGCACGCCCUGCACGGCCCUGCAGGUGUGACAGGAAGUCCUGUUAUCUCGGAUGUUUCCCUGAUCCGCCUUUCUCCUGCCGCCAGGGCGUCCAGUGACUCUCCCUUCAGUUCCCCGCACGUUUACAUCAACCCUCACAUGGAGCACUACCUGCGCUCCGUGCACGGCGGCCCCACACUCAUCUCGGCAGCCAGAGGCCUGAACCCCAGCCAAUUGGCUCAUGAGCAUUUCAAAGAUGGCUGCCUGUUCGGGCUCCCUCCGCCUCCUCCUCCUGGAGCAAGUCCAACCGAGUAUUACCAGCUGAUGGCGAGCCACCAGAGGCCCUACGGUGAUCUACUCAUGCACGGUGCUGGGUUAAGCGCAGGGGCCCACAUGUCUGACUAUGUGAGCCCUAUUGAUGUGCCACGAUUGAACCCCAGGCUGAGCAGAAAGAGGAUGCUGUCUUUUUCGCCUCUGUCCGACGCCAACAUGGACGUCCAGGCGAUGAUCCGCACAUCACCCAGCUCACUGGUGCCGUACAUCAACAGCACCCGUUCCGGCGGCUCGUACGGCCACCUGUCGGUCGGAGGUCUCAGCCCGUCCUUCGCCUUCCCUCAUCCCAUCAAUUCGGUGGCUUACCAACAGUACCUCUCCCAGCAGAGGAGCAUCUGUGCUUUCAGCCACACCCCACCUCUCUUCCAGCCAGCCGCCAUCUUCCCUGGCUGCCAGCCCAGUCUUGGGCUUUCCUCACUGUCCGGCAGCGCUCACAGCAGUGACCUCGUCUCUAAAAGUCCCUGCAGGGAAUCAGCAAUCACCUGCACGCUGGAACCUGGUAUCAACAAGAGAUCAAAGGUUAAGACUGAAUCCCUGGCGCCAGGUUCACCGUGUUCUCGUCAAGGGGGUGUGUUGGAGCUGAAGAAGGACGUGGACCAUGACAAGUGCACAGCAGAGUCCUUCUUGGUGUACGAGACCAAGUGCCACUGGGAGGGCUGCAGCACCGAGUACGACACACAGGACCAGCUCGUGCAUCACAUCAACAACCACCACAUUCAUGGGGAGAAAAAGGAAUUUGUGUGCCGCUGGGACGAUUGUUCCAGGGAGCAGAAGCCCUUCAAGGCUCAGUACAUGUUGGUGGUCCACAUGCGCCGGCACACAGGAGAGAAACCACACAAGUGCACGUUUGAGGGCUGCUGCAAAGCUUACUCCCGUCUGGAGAACCUCAAAACCCACCUGCGCUCCCACACUGGGGAGAAACCUUACAUGUGCGAGCACGAAGGAUGCAACAAGGCUUUUUCCAACGCCUCAGACCGAGCCAAACACCAAAACCGCACGCAUUCAAAUGAGAAACCGUACGUGUGCAAGAUCACGGGCUGCUCCAAGCGCUACACUGAUCCCAGCUCCCUCAGAAAGCACGUGAAGACCGUCCACGGCCCGGAGGCCCACGUCACCAAGAAGCAGCGGAGCGACCUGCCGCCCAGGCCGCCACCCAGGGACGACAGCAAAGAGACCGUUAAUAGAACUCAUGAUAAGCUGGCCGACAGCAGCUCCCCCGGAACCUUGAAGGACUACCGGCAUGUCCAAUCCAUCAAGACAGAAAAUGCCGUGAUGCAUCAGUCCGGUCCUGGAGGUCGGUCAUCAUGUAACAUCGAACCAUCACCACUUGGCGGUGCGACCAACAAUGACAGUGGAGUAGAAAUGGUAGGGUUAAGCGCUGGAAGCCUGGAGGAUCUCAGCACAGUGUUCCUCCUAGAAGAGCCUUUGGGUGAUGAGGAUACCAAUAGAGGAGUUUUAGGAGCUGAUAUAUGUAUCAAGAAGCAGCUCUGCUCUCAACAACAUCUGGAGUAUCCGCUGAAGGAAGAGAUAAGGACUCUGAGGGGCCUCCGUCAGUGGACCGCCAACCCAUCACCUCCAGCCCACCGCACCAAGCUGCCACCCAUACCAGCAGACGCGUUCCUCCAGCCAUGUGAGGGUGGUGUUCCUGUAUAUUUGAAUGGUUCCAGUUUCGGUCUGAGCUCUGGAACAAAAGGUAUACUGGGAGGACUGUCAGAGCCCCUCGGGAGCACCUCCAGCACCUUGGGCUCACUUAAGACCCUAAGCCACUGCUCCCCAGGCACACACACCUUUCUGCUCACACUUCGAACUGUCAAGCAGCCUCAGCUCUGUCGACUCCUACAACCACAUCUCAUGGCGCUCCAAUCAGGCCAGUCAAAGUGGAGUUGUACUCAGCCUGACCCAAACCCAGCGCCACCGCCUCGUGGGAACAUAGCUGCAGGCACUAGUGAGAACAUAGCUGCAGGCACAAGUGAGAACAUAGCUGCAGGCACAAGUGGGAACAUAGCUGCAGACACUAGUGAGAACAUAGCUGCAGGCACUAGUAAGAACAUAGCUGCAGGCACAAGUGGGAACAUAGCUGCAGGCACUAGUGAGAACAUAGCUGCAGGCACAAGUGGGAACAUAGCUGCAGGCACAAGUGAGAACAUAGCUGCAGGCACAAGUGAGAACAUAGCUGCAGGCACAAGUGAGAACAUAGCUGCAGGCACAAGUGAGAACAUAGCUGCAGGCACAAGUGGGAACAUAGCUGCAGGCACAAGUGAGAACAUAGCUGCAGGCACAAGUGAGAACAUAGCUGCAGGCACAAGUGAGAACAUAGCUGCAGGCACAAGUGAGAACAUAGCUGCAGGCACAAGUGAGAACAUAGCUGCAGGCACAAGUGAGAACAUAGCUGCAGGCACAAGUGAGAACAUAGCUGCAGGCACAAGUGAGAACAUAGCUGCAGGCACAAGUGGGAACAUAGCUGCAGGCACAAGUGGGAACAUAGCUGCAGGCACAAGUGGGAACAUAGCUGCAGGCACAAGUGGGAACAUAGCUGCAGGCACAAGUGGGAACAUAGCUGCAGGCACAAGUGAGAACAUAGCUGCAGGCACAAGUGGGAACAUAGCUGCAGGCACAAGUGAGAACAUAGCUGCAGGCACAAGUGGGAACAUAGCUGCAGGCACAAGUGAGAACAUAGCUGCAGGCACAAGUGGGAACAUAGCUGCAGGCACAAGUGGGAACAUAGCUGCAGGCACAAGUGAGAACAUAGCUGCAGGCACAAGUGGGAACAUAGCUGCAGGCACAAGUGGGAACAUAGCUGCGGGCACAAGUGGGAACAUAGCUGCGGGCACAAGUGGGAACAUAGCUGCAGGCACAAGUGAGAACAUAGCUGCAGACACAAGUGAGAACAUAGCUGCAGGCACAAGUGAGAACAUAGCUGCAGGCACAAGUGAGAACAUAGCUGCAGACACAAGUGAGAACAUAGCUGCAGGCACAAGUGAGAACAUAGCUGCAGGCACAAGUGAGAACAUAGCUGCAGGCACAAGUGGGAACAUAGCUGCGGGCACAAGUGGGAACAUAGCUGCGGGCACAAGUGGGAACAUAGCUGCAGGCACAAGUGAGAACAUAGCUGCAGACACAAGUGAGAACAUAGCUGCAGGCACAAGUGAGAACAUAGCUGCAGGCACAAGUGAGAACAUAGCUGCAGGCACAAGUGAGAACAUAGCUGCGGGCACAAGUGGGAACAUAGCUGCAGGCACAAGUGAGAACAUAGCUGCAGGCACAAGUGAGAACAUAGCUGCAGGCACAAGUGGGAACAUAGCUGCAGGCACAAGUGAGAACAUAGCUGCGGGCACAGGUGAGAACAUAGCUGCGGGCACAAGUGAGAACAUAGCUGCAGGCACAACUGAGACGUACGCAGGGAUGACAGACCCCUGUCGACCUUGGACACCUCCCACUGUCCUUGGCGGUCUUCACAGGAGCGGCGAGAUCAUCAUGCAAUGCGCGUAUGCGCAUGCCGGAGAUGGGAUGAAGAUGUUGGAGCAGAAAUGA
Nerophis lumbriciformis (worm pipefish) is the source of this 4206-nucleotide messenger RNA. NCBI's taxonomy places the organism in Eukaryota, Metazoa, Chordata, Actinopteri, Syngnathiformes, Syngnathidae. The record is from RefSeq and is a predicted model, not a curated record.